CCGGGCGGCGGGAGCUCGAAUCCGCGGGGCGCGAGGCGCGCACGGAGAUCCAGGAGAGUCCGGAGCUAGCGAGCCCCCAGACGCGAAGGGAGGCGGGAAGACGCCGGAGCAGCAGCCAAGAUGUGCGGCAUCUUUGCCUACAUGAACUACAGAGUCCCCCGGACAAGAAAGGAGAUUUUUGAAACCCUUAUCAAGGGUCUGCAGCGGCUUGAGUACAGGGGCUACGACUCGGCAGGUGUGGCGAUCGAUGGAAAUAAUCACGAAGUGAAAGAAAGACACAUCCAGCUGGUCAAGAAGAGAGGCAAGGUGAAGGCCCUGGACGAGGAACUGUACAAGCAAGACAGCAUGGACUUAAAGGUGGAGUUUGAGACACAUUUCGGCAUUGCCCACACGCGCUGGGCCACCCACGGGGUCCCCAACGCCGUCAACAGCCACCCACAGCGCUCAGACAAAGGCAACGAAUUUGUUGUCAUCCACAACGGGAUCAUCACGAAUUACAAAGAUCUGAGGAAGUUUCUGGAAAGCAAAGGUUAUGAGUUUGAGUCAGAAACAGACACGGAGACCAUCGCCAAGCUGAUUAAAUAUGUGUUCGACAACAGAGAAACUGAGGACAUUACGUUUUCAACGCUGGUCGAGAGGGUCAUUCAGCAACUGGAAGGGGCAUUCGCGCUGGUUUUCAAGAGCAUCCACUACCCAGGAGAAGCUGUUGCCACAAGGAGAGGCAGCCCACUGCUCAUCGGGGUGCGGAGCAAGUACAAACUCUCCACGGAGCAGAUCCCCAUCCUGUACAGAUCAUGCACGAUUGAGAAUGCAAAGAGCACCUGCAAAGCCAGGACCAGGAGGCUGGACAGCUCCACCUGCCUUCAUGCUGUGGGCGAUAAGGCCGUGGAAUUCUUCUUCGCUUCAGAUGCAAGCGCCAUCAUAGAGCACACCAACCGGGUCAUCUUCCUCGAGGACGACGACAUUGCCGCAGUGGCUGAUGGGAAACUCUCCAUUCACCGGGUCAAGCGCUCGGCUAGUGACGACCCCUCUCGAGCCAUCCAGACCUUGCAGAUGGAACUGCAGCAGAUCAUGAAAGGCAACUUCAGCGCGUUUAUGCAGAAGGAGAUCUUCGAGCAGCCAGAGUCGGUUUUCAACACCAUGAGAGGUCGGGUGAACUUUGAAACCAACACAGUGCUCCUGGGCGGCCUGAAGGACCAUCUGAAGGAGAUUCGCCGCUGCCGCCGGCUCAUAGUGAUUGGCUGUGGGACCAGCUACCAUGCCGCCGUGGCUACGCGGCAAGUGCUGGAGGAACUGACAGAGCUCCCGGUGAUGGUUGAACUUGCCAGUGAUUUUCUGGACAGGAACACACCUGUGUUCAGGGAUGACGUCUGCUUUUUCAUAAGCCAAUCAGGCGAGACUGCGGACACCCUCCUGGCCCUGCGCUACUGCAAGGACCGCCGCGCCCUCACCGUGGGCGUCACCAACACCGUGGGCAGCUCCAUCUCCCGAGAGACCGACUGCGGCGUCCACAUCAACGCAGGCCCGGAGAUCGGCGUGGCCAGCACCAAGGCCUACACCAGCCAGUUCAUCUCCCUGGUGAUGUUUGGUUUGAUGAUGUCAGAAGACCGAAUUUCGCUGCAGAGCCGCCGGCAGGAGAUUAUCCGGGGCCUGAGAGCUUUGCCUGAACUGAUCAAGGAAGUGUUGUCGCUGGAUGAGAAGAUCCACGACCUGGCCCUGGAGCUGUACACACAGAGGUCGCUGCUGGUGAUGGGGCGAGGCUACAACUACGCCACAUGCCUGGAAGGAGCCUUGAAAAUUAAGGAGAUAACCUACAUGCACUCGGAGGGCAUCCUGGCUGGGGAGCUGAAGCAUGGACCCCUGGCGCUCAUUGACAAGCAGAUGCCCGUCAUCAUGCUCAUCAUGAAGGACCCAUGCUUCGCCAAGUGCCAGAACGCACUGCAGCAGGUCACGGCCCGCCAGGGCCGCCCGAUCAUCCUGUGCUCCAGGGACGACACGGAAAGCUCCAAGUUUGCGUAUAAGACGAUCGAGCUGCCCCACACGGUGGACUGCCUGCAGGGCAUCCUCAGCGUGAUCCCGCUGCAGCUGCUGUCCUUCCACCUGGCUGUCCUCCGAGGAUACGACGUCGACUUCCCCAGGAACCUGGCCAAGUCUGUGACCGUGGAAUGAGAACAAGAGCUGGACGAAACCUCGCCAUCUUUAGUCUGAUACAAGCCC
This is a messenger RNA of Lepus europaeus (European hare), 2217 nucleotides long. RefSeq names its product glutamine-fructose-6-phosphate transaminase 2 (gene GFPT2). The transcript is spliced from 19 exons. NCBI's taxonomy places the organism in Eukaryota, Metazoa, Chordata, Mammalia, Lagomorpha, Leporidae. Gene Ontology annotation, molecular function: L-glutamine:D-fructose-6-phosphate transaminase (isomerizing) activity; carbohydrate derivative binding. Gene Ontology annotation, biological process: protein N-linked glycosylation; fructose 6-phosphate metabolic process; UDP-N-acetylglucosamine metabolic process. The record is from RefSeq and is a predicted model, not a curated record. The coding region runs from base 121 to 2169 and encodes 682 amino acids.